Messenger RNA from Hevea brasiliensis (rubber tree), 1621 nucleotides. RefSeq lists its product as uncharacterized. The coding region runs from base 154 to 1269 and encodes 371 amino acids. Lineage: Eukaryota; Viridiplantae; Streptophyta; Magnoliopsida; Malpighiales; Euphorbiaceae. The record is from RefSeq and is a predicted model, not a curated record. The transcript is spliced from 4 exons.
AUGGACAUCCUCGACGAAGGUGGAGAAAGAGAAGAUUACCACUGACGAUAUGCUCAUUUUUACUGCAGCUGGGGAAGAUAGCAGCGGCAAAUACCUGUAUGGAUUGCAUGGAUAUCGCAACAACCGUAUCUUAAGGGAGAGAAGCAUGAGAGCAUGAAGAGGAAACAAGAAGAUAACUGGAAGCAUGAGAGCAUGAAGAGGAAACAAGAAGAUAACUGGAAGCAUGAGAGCAUGAAGAGAAACAAGAAGAUAACUGACAAAGUGAUGACUACUCAAAGGAAGAAUGUAUGUGUAAAUGAGUCAUACGAUUAUAAUCUUGAAGAAUGGUUGAUUAAACACAACACUGAUGCUAGGUGGUCAAGCAAGCACCACACAUGGAAUUUGGAUCCUACUAAAAGUAACAACAAGGUAGCAUCUAUCAAUUGGAACUCAGAAUGGCCCACAUUAGAUACGGUGCAAUUAGUGCAGGGCGUGAUAAUAGCUGUCAUAGAAUUUCAUGAUAAGAAUGGGAUUCAUGGUUAUCUUCAUAAUCAUAAGAACUUUUUGUUGAAAUUUGGAAUGAAGUGCUAUCUAGGUGCAUAUGUGAGGGACAUCGUUAAAGUUUUUAUCGUGCAUGAUGAUAAGUCAGAGAAGAAAAAUAGUGAUUUGAAAGAGAAAUCCAAAGAUGCUGAUAUGACCGAGUUGGCUAGCAUAAUUUGUCAUACCAUACUUGGUAAAGAGAUGAAAGAGUUACCUUCUGAUUGGAUUAACCUAAUUGACAGCAUUAAUAUGUUACACAUGACUGAUAGACAUAAAAAUGUUAUUCCAAUGGAAUUCGUGAAGAAUCAUCCAGCAUUGUGGCCAUGGCAAAGGAGAUUUAUGUUUUACGAGGAAUGUUGGGUUCGAGCUAAACAUGCAACGACUGAUGUGCACACAUUUAAUAGAAAAAGCGAUUUCAUCCACAAUUGGGUUGGAAAUGUUGUAUUCGGUAUCAAAUUUGUUGAUUGGUCUUCUAAUAUUCCUAUCGAUACACCGAUGCGACGACUUUUUAAUGAUAUGUGUGGGCGGUCUAGAUUGAGAACAAAUAAUGGCUAUGAUCUCCUUCACUUUCUCAGGGCUUUUCAUCAUUACUAUUGUGAUCAAGAUAAGUCACGAAAUCCUAUUAUACAUCAAACUGAUAGCAAGGAUUAUACGAAGGAAGAAUUUAUCGAAAUUGUAACAACACAGUGUUUUCCAUUGUUUUUGGUGACCAUAUACAAAACAUUAUGCAUAGAUAAUUUAUUUUUGUAGGAAGUGUAGGGGGAAACACUCUUUUUUCUGUUGCAGGAAGUGUGAAGUGUGAGAAUAGGAAGAAGGCCCUCAGCUAAAACAAAUUCAUGUAUAUCAGAUGGAGUCUACAUUCAAGGAUCUAGAACUUCAAAUUUAGUUAGUUAAUUUUUAGUAACAAGUUUUCAAUUUUUAGCUAGUUUUGGUUGGUUAGGCUGUUAAAAAAGUCAACAUUGGUUGGCUUUCAACUAGCUAGUUAUUAUUUUUCCACUUAUUUUCUUCAUUCCACCCUCAAUUGUAUACAAGAGAGAACAAUUAUUGUGAUUGAAUUGAAUGAAAACUUGCAGUUAUCCACCAAGUGGAGACAUUUCUAUCA